This is a messenger RNA of Fonsecaea multimorphosa CBS 102226, 2058 nucleotides long. RefSeq lists its product as uncharacterized. The transcript has a single exon. The coding region runs from base 1 to 2058 and encodes 685 amino acids. The record is from RefSeq and is a predicted model, not a curated record. NCBI's taxonomy places the organism in Eukaryota, Fungi, Ascomycota, Eurotiomycetes, Chaetothyriales, Herpotrichiellaceae.
AUGCAGAGGUCCAAGCAGGACGAAUAUGUCGCGGUCGAGUCGAUAGAACUGCCGGCUUCCUCACAUUCGCAGCAACCGAUCAAUCAAGAGAAGCACGCCGAAGCUCCUCCGCUUGCGGCAGCAUGGCCCAAAGAACCCGUGCCCCUGGUGCCCGAUGCCAAAGCUCAGAUGUUCAUGUGGCUGUACGAUGGCAUCCUGCUGGCGGUCCCGCUAGUCCUCGUGGCCAAGAUCGGCCUGGUGAUCGGGGCAUGGAAACUGGAUCGACAACACCGCGGCAACGAGAUUGACCUGGUCAGCGCGCUGACGACCUUCUUGAUCGAAUUCAACGGCCAAAUGACAACGGCCUUCACCAUUGUCUUUGUCACAAUCAUCUCGACCCUGGUGCGGCGGUACGCUCUGUGGAAGGCUCAGACGGGGGCGCGAGUCUCGGACCUCGAGCAGCUCCAGGGCAGCGUCAGUCUUCCUAGCACGCUCAAGUUGAUCUGGUCUCUGCGCGCCUUCACCUCUAUGAGCGCCGCCCUCGUCGCCAUCUGGUCCUUCUACUACCUGGGCAGUCAGGCCAGCAAGCAAGAAUUCCAGAGGGUCGACUCGCGCGCCUAUCACAAGAUGGACGGGGAUACUGCCAGCGCGGGCCCGCUGUCGGGGUUCAGUUCUUCCUACGACAAUACAGAUCUCAGCUUCAGCAUCGAUGAAUUGAAUGCGGCCCUGAUCGCCGCCGUGAGCUUCACGAAGCCAGACUACGACUCGUCCACCGCGAUACCCAAGGGCACCGACUCGAUUGGCUCGGCGGUCCUCCCUGAUCUCAACGCCAUCAUGGACCAAGGCUGGUCGGUCGGCAGUGGGUUCGUGCCUCCUCAUCCCGGCCGUCACGGUUGGGUUAAUGUUGCCCAUCAAUCCCAACUCCAAGACUCGGACGACUAUUCGGCGUUUAUCGGACGUGGGACGUAUUUCGAGCUUAUCAGCGAUGCCGGGGGCGCGGCUGCCAUCCAGAUCAAUCAGUUCCUGGGCGAGUAUACGCUGCCGACUUGGUAUUUUGCUGUCAACUGCGGCCGUCCGACGAUACUGCCGUACGCCUCGUUCCCCAAAGGCACCUAUAUGAACCAGUCGGUUGCCUUCAACAUGACGCAGAUACGGUCGGACGCGCCGCGAGACAUAGCGGGCCACCCGCUGCGCGAGUUCGAACUGUCCACGCGGUGGAUCCCCUACAACGACCAGAGCAUCAUCUCGUACGGCAGCUCGCGACAGACGUGCAACAUCACCACGGUCAACGUGGAGAUGAAGGUGCACUGCGGCGUGACGGGGUGCUUCCCGAACAAGAUGCGGUACGCGAAGAACGCGCCGCGCGAGAACGCCACGUCCUUCAGCACGCCCUUCGACGACGACGCCUUUGCCGAGCGCUUCUUCAGCGCCCUCCUCCUCUCGCGCGGGCCCCAGCUGAACGUUUCUGCGCUGACCGACAUCGGUGACAGCUUGACGCUGGGUCUGCAGAACUUCCUCGGUGCGGCGCCGGGCACGCUAGGCGACGUGGCCACCAACUACGACGGCUUCCUUUCCGCCGAGUCGCUGCGCGGCCUCUCCCUGCCGCUGACGCAGUAUUUCAACACGUACUACCUGCUCUCGCAGGCAGUAACGGGGGUCACGCCCAGCUUCGGCACCGACGGCACCGACCUCUCACAAUUCCAGACGGUGCGCAUCCACGGCGCGCUGUACGACCCGCACUACGCGAUCCUGUGGGGGUGGAUCGCCGUCGACUUUGUCUCGUGCUUCAUCCUGUUGAUCGCGGCCAUCAUCGCCUGCUGGCUACGCAUCCACACGCUCGCGCCCGACAUUUUCGGCUACGUGUCCAGCCUGACGCGCGACAACCCGCACAUUGCUUUGCCGGACAACGGCACCACGCUGAACGGGUUGGAGAGGGCUCGGCUGCUGCGUGACGUGAGAGUCAAGAUCGGCGACGUGUCCUCGGCCGACGAACCGUUGGGGAAAGUCGGGCUGGCUCAAGUCCAUUCCGCGAGCGGGACAACGGUCGCGAACUUGAAGCCCACGGUGGCCUAUGUUUGA